Onychostruthus taczanowskii (white-rumped snowfinch) is the source of this 5837-nucleotide messenger RNA. It is a transcript of the gene PHC3, whose product is annotated as polyhomeotic homolog 3. Gene Ontology annotation, cellular component: PRC1 complex; nucleus. NCBI's taxonomy places the organism in Eukaryota, Metazoa, Chordata, Aves, Passeriformes, Passeridae. The transcript has 14 exons. Gene Ontology annotation, molecular function: protein binding; zinc ion binding. The coding region runs from base 48 to 2993 and encodes 981 amino acids. The record is from RefSeq and is a predicted model, not a curated record.
AUCACUUCUGUGUCCCUCCUGCCAGGCUGGACAAACGCUGCACAGCUAUGGAGAAUGAACCCAACACAACGACAUGUUCUGCAUCCACCACGACCGUCACCACCACCUCCACUUCCCGCACGCCGCUGCCGCAGAUCUCCGUCUACAGCGGCUCUGACAGACAUGCUGUCCAGGUUAUUCAGCAGGCCUUGCAUCGUCCUCCUAGCUCAGCUGCUCAGUACCUCCAGCAGAUGUAUGCAGCCCAACAGCAGCAUCUAAUGCUGCAGACUGCUGCUCUGCAGCAGCAGCACUUAAGCAGUACCCAAUUUCAGAGUCUGGCAACUGUUCCACAGGCAAGCCUGUCAGGUGGGAGGCAAUGUACUUCCCCCACUGGGAGUGUCACUCAGCAGUCAAGCAUGUCGCAGACCUCGAUUAACCUCUCCACCUCUCCUACACCUGCACAGAUAAUAAGCCGCUCUCAGACCUCCAACACCACCAGCAGCAGCAUCACCCAACAGACCAUGUUGCUGGGCAGCACCUCUCCCACCCUGAGUGCCAGCCAGGCUCAAAUGUAUCUACGAGCUCAGAUGCUUAUUUUUACUCCUGCGACCACUGUGGCUGCUGUCCAGUCUGACAUUCCUGUUGUCUCCUCAUCCUCCUCAUCUUCCUGUCAGUCUGCAGCUACUCAGGUUCAGAACUUGACGUUGCGCAGUCAGAAGCUGGGUGUGCUGUCAAGUUCACAGAAUGGCCCACCAAAGAGCAGCAGCCAAACUCAGUCCCUGUGCCCCAGUAAGGCUGCCAGCAGCUCCAAGGGCAGCCAGCCAGAUCCCUCAGAAAGCAACAGGAAAGGCGAGAGCCCCGCUCCAGAGUGCCGGAGCACGCCGGCCACACGGACAUCCAGCAUCCACCACUUGAUUACACCAGCUUCAUAUUCUCCAUUGCAACCUCAUUCUCUAGUAAAACAUCAGCAGAUCCCACUUCAUUCACCACCUCCAAAGAUUUCCCAUCAUCAGCUGAUCCUGCAGCAGCAGCAGCAAGUCCAGCCGAUUGCACUUCAGACUCCUCCGGGCCAGGAGCCGCCUCCAUCCCAGCACUGCCUGCCCCUCCCCAGCCAUGCGCUGCCUCCGGCUCCCAGCAGCGUCCAGGCCCACUGCUCCCCUAUCCACAUCCAUCCUCCGCCUCUCACGCUCUCUCCCACCCCUUCCCAGUCAGCUCAGCAGUCAGUGGUGGUGUCCCCUCCGCCGUCCCACUCCCCGAGUCAGUCACCCACCAUAAUUAUUCACCCUCAAGCCCUCAUCCAGUCCCAAGCCAGCUCCCUGGUGCCGGCGGCUCUGCAGCCCGAGCCGGCCGCUCCCCAGGCGGCUGCCGCCAACCCCGUGCGGCCGUCGCAGCCGCUCAGCCUCCCGCAGCACCUGCCGCUGCCGCCCUCGCCCGCCGUGCACAUCGGGGCCGUGGAGCCGCCCAGCUUGGUUUCCCCGGGCCAGCAGCUCGUGUCCUCCGCGCCACACCAGCAGUAUCCAGCCCUGCAAUCCGCUCCCAUCCCUCUGGCAGCUCCGCCUCAGCUCUCGGCAUCCUCAACCCAGAUUCAACCGCUGCCCCUGCAGUCUGUGCAGUCUUUACAAGUGCAGCCUGAAAUUCUGUCCCAGGGCCAGGUUUUGGUUCAAAACACUUUGGUUUCUGAGGAGGAACUUCCUGCUGCAGAGGCUUUGGUCCAGCUGCCAUUUCAAACUCUUCCACCGCCGCAGACCGUCGCAGUAAAUCUGCAGGUGCAGCCGUCAGUUCCGAUUGAAACUCCAGUGAUUUACCAAGUGGAGAAUGUGUGUGAAGAGGAGAUGCCCGAGGACUCAGAUUGUGUCCACAUGGCAAGAACACCUACACCACCCACCUUGUCCCCACCUGCCAUAACCUUGGGCAAUGGAGAGGCUCUUAAUUCAGAAGAUCCUUUGUCAGAACAUGGGGGACUGCCUUCAGUGACAUCAUCAGUCAGUGCCUCAGUAAUUAAAUCUCCAUCUGAUCCUUCCCAUGCCUCUAUUCCACCACCCCCUCUUUUGCUUCCAGCAGCAACGACAAGGAGCAACAGCACAUCCAUGCCCAAUAGCAUUCCCAGCCUAGAAAAUAAACCUCCACAGGCUAUUGUUAAACCCCAGAUCCUGACCCACGUCAUCGAAGGCUUUGUGAUUCAGGAGGGCUUGGAGCCGUUCCCUGUCAGUCGUUCAUCUUUACUGGUGGAACAGCCUGCAGAGAAGAGAUUGCUGGUGGAGGGUCAGAUCAUGAGUGUGGUGUGUGUUGAAUCAGACUUGCAGAACACAAAACAUGCAGACAACUCAUCAGACACAGAGAUGGAGGAUAUGAUUGCAGAAGAGGGACUGGAUGAAAUUGAAAAUGAUCUUCUGAAGUGUGAAUUUUGUGGGAAAAUGGGAUAUCCCAAUAAGUUUCUGCGGUCAAAAAGAUUCUGCUCCACAUCCUGUGCCAAAAGGCACAGCCUUAGUUGCACUAAGAAAUUUGGGCUGUUUCCAUCAGACAAGACCAGUCGUUGGAAUCGGAAGUCAGAUAGCCAAAGUCUUGGGCGACGCGGGCGUCGGCCGAGCGGCCCUGAGGGGGCGUCACGAGAUCAUUUUCUUAGACAGCUUCCAAUUACUUAUCCAUCUGCAGAAGAAGAUCUGGCUCCUCAUGAAGACGCUGUUCCGACGGCCAUGACCACGCGCCUGCGGAGGCAGAGUGAGAGGGAGAGGGAGCGGGAGCUUCGGGAGCUGAGGAUGAGGAAAAUGCCAGAGAGCAUCGACCUCUUACCAGUGGUGCAAACUGACCCCUCAGUAUGGACUGUCGAUGAAGUUUGGGCCUUUAUACAUUCUCUGCCUGGUUGUCAAGAUAUUGCAGAUGAAUUUAGAGCACAAGAAAUUGAUGGACAAGCUCUCCUUUUGUUGAAGGAGGAUCACCUUAUGAGUGCAAUGAAUAUUAAGCUUGGACCUGCAUUGAAAAUCUGUGCACGUAUCAAUUCCUUGAAAGAAUCCUAGGAGGUGAACAUGAAGGUUUAAACAACAGUUUCUCAGUGACAGAACCAACAGUAAUAUGCCAACAUCUUCACUGUGGCAUGAGUGUUACUGUGAUGUUUUGUUAAGUAGGUGGGGCUCUCCCCACAUAAAGACUUUAAAAUGUUCCUUUGAUUAUACCAGGAGUCCUCUGUAGUUUUCAAUAACUAAUAAGUUUAUAGUAAAGCCUGAGUAAUGCUUUGAGUUGAACUUUUUCAUGGAAAAACAUGAAGUGAAAUAUGCUGUGAUAGGUUAGAUCUUCCCCAACAUGUACACCAUCUUAUGAGUUAUGAUUAACACCCCAAUCCCCACCCCAGUCUAGACACCAUUUGAAUUGUGUUGCUGUAUUCUGAAAGACUUCUCCCACAUACAGCAGUGUUUGGACUGAACUAACAGAAGUGUCCACAGGCCCUGUGGAAGCACUAGUACCAGUAAAAUGCUAUGCAUUUAGUUGUGCUCUCUGAGUUUGUUUUAGUCUUGAGCAAAUUGUUUGUAAGGGGUAGGUUGGCAGCUGGUUUUCCUCAUGUAGGCUUACCCUCAUCUCUGCCACUAUAGUAUUUUCUUGAAGUCUGUAAAAUACUAUAAACCAUGUAGAUGUCUCAUCAAAAUCCUCAUGAUCAGGCUACUGACACUCCUGCCAGAGGUAACUGAAGCACAUGUUACUUUACUCUUCGAAUGCUGCUAUGCACUAAGGGGGCAUUAAGUGUUAGGUUUGUAGUUUCAUAUGCUGCUAGUUAAGCUAGACCAGCAGUUCUCAAAUGGGGGUUCAGAGUGGACCCUGAGGAAGAGUGUGAGCAUUUGGGGUUCAGGUUCCCAAAUGCCUGGGUGUGAGGGGCUGAAAACUGCAGCCAGGACCAGCUCAUGUUGAGACAAAUUGCUUUAGAGACUGGGGGUAGAGAAGGGACAUCAUAACUGAGAUGUUCUUGGUACCUCUUCUAACAUGUCUUUCCCUGUAGUGCAUUCCCAUUGCCUCACUGGAAGCUUCCAAGCACCUUUUCCUUGUCCUGUGGCCAGUGUGAGCUGUGCUUGCAGUACUCUGAGGAAGGAGCAGUGAGGCCCCUUCAGAGCUUGUGCAGGAGCAGCUGCUGCUGCCAUGAGGGAGCCUGGAGCUGCAGGUGGGCAGGAGGAAUGCCAGCGUUGGCAACUCUGGGAGAAUGUCCUGGUUUAGGGCAACCUUGGGAGGACCAGGACAGAGAAAUAUCCAGGGGCCCUGCUUUGUCCCUGUGGCAGGAUGUUUUGUCUUGGAUGCUGCAGACCCAGGAGGUGGGAUUUUAGUGUCCCCCUCCAUCUUCCCUCUCUCACACUCUGUGGAACAAAUACAUUUCCCCAGUUACUGAUGCUCUUGGAAGCUGCCUGGGCUCUGAGGCAGCAGCACCUUCUUGGCCUUUGCUUCCCCACCACCUAUGCACAGAUGCUCUUGGAUGCAUUUUGUCCUUCUGUUCCCUCCCUUUUGCAGCUCCACUCCCCUUAUGUACAGACCUGGUUCCUUAAGCUCUUGUUUAGGGAAAGAAGGGUAUGUGUGCUGAUAGUCAUUGUGUAUAUUUGAAUUAAAUAUGUGUAUGUGUCUGCAAAUAAUGUAUUUUUUUUAUUUUAUGCAAAUUAAUGCAUAAUAUAUGAUCCUGUAGGGAGGUAUUCAGGGGGCUUUACAGUAUUCCUGAAGAGAAGAGGAACUGACCUAAAGUUUGAGAACUGCUGCCCUAGAUCAAAAGGAGUCAAUGCACAUACACUGGCUAAAAGGCAGGUUUGUGACAGACAGAUUAAUAUGUAUAUUAUUUAACUGAUGACCUUAAAGAGUAAAUUUGAAUUACAGAAAAAUCUGUGCUUCAUUUUCCUUUAAUUAGACUAUUGCUUUGUUUCCACUGACAGAUUUUCUACCUUUACCUUCUGGAGAAUAACAUUAGAAUCAUUGUUCUUAAUUACAACUGUUUGAGCUUGCUAAUAGCAGAUGUUAUUAAUGUUUUUGUUAACCACUGAAGCUGCAAGUUAGGACAACACAUUGCAGUUGCACGCUGGUAUGUGGUGAGAACCCUUACCCAAACAGCACCAAAGCUUUAGAGGAUGAAUUGAUGCCUGGGUUUAUUUUGGAGGGAAGUUGCUAAGCACUUUCUAGUUUGGUUUUUUUUUUUUCUAUUUUCAUUUACUGUUGUAAAAUAAACUUCUUAGUUGAAGUUCCAAUGUUUGCUAAUGUUCAUUUGAAAGACAUUCAAAUGAUGGAGACAGUGGGUUCCCAUUUGUAGCAUUUCUGUAAGAUACACAGUGUAGCAUAUCUGUAACAUAUGUUCUAAAGGAUAUGUUCUGUUUUGAUGAGCUAACUGAAGACUAAAGAUAUCUUAGAUAUUUAUCCUUUGGCUUUUGUCUUAAAGUUUUAUUAUUUUUAUACAGAAAUCUCACUGGCUAAUUUUUAAUCUGUCUUCUGAUUGUACUGUUCUUAGGCAAUGUAAAAAGUAGAGAUACAUAAAUGUGGUUUGAUAAUGGUUUAAGGUGUACUAGAAAAUGUGGAUUUAGGGGUCUUAUUUAGACCUGUAGUUAAUCAGUGUUACAUGCAUGAGAAUUUCAUGGCUGCUUUAAUUUUGCUUUAUUAGACAGUUUUCAGGAGAGCUUCUCCAGCUAGUGUUUGUGUCCAGCUCAGUCAGAAUCCCUGCCAGGUGCCAGGAGCUCAGAGCAGACCCCAGUAAGGCACAUCUGGUCCUGUUCAUCUGGUAUGUAACAUUCCCUGUGGAUUUGGGAGAGCCACAGAUAAUGAGUUAUGCUUUAAAUAUUCAUAAAUGCAACAGCUUAGAAUGUGGGCCUUAUGCAUAUUGAAAGUUUUUUUUCUUCUUCAGUGGUUUU